AUGCUCGAGAUUCUAUCAGAAACGAAGGACCCCACCAGGGUGCAGCCGCACCUCAAAAAGUGCUUCGAGGGCGUGGAUCGCCUCAGGUUUGAGGCGAACGGCGACAUCAGCGGUAUGGUCUCCAUUGAGGGCGAGCUCGUGCCACUGGCGACGCGCAUCCGGCCCGCCUCCGCAAACGGCGCAGUGGAGAAGUGGCUCGUGCAGGUUGAAUCCGGCAUGGUGGAGUCAAUGCGCCAGGUGGUGACGCAGGGCGUCGCGGCAUACGCGCCGGAGCGCAGGGGAGAGUGGGUGCUGAAGUGGCCGGGGCAGGUGGUUCUGGCCGUCACCGCUAUUUUCUGGACCCAGGAUGUCUCCGCAGCCAUCAGCGCGGGCGCGUCCGACCCGUCCGCCCUGGCGGGCUGCGCCGCGCGCUGCGGGUCUCAGCUGAACGAUGUGGUGGGGCUGGUGCGGGGGGAGCUGUCGCCCCUCAACAGGGCCACCCUGAGCGCCCUCGUGGUGAUGGACGUCCACGCGCGCGACGUCGCGGCGGCGCUCGCGGCAGAGGAGGGCGUCGCCGGCCAGCCGGGCUGCUUCAGCUGGACCAGCCAGCUGCGCCACUACUUUGAGGAGCAGAGGCCCGCAGAUGAAGCAUGCGGCUGGUGGUGA
Monoraphidium neglectum is the source of this 645-nucleotide messenger RNA. RefSeq names its product Dynein heavy chain 3, axonemal. The record is from RefSeq and is a predicted model, not a curated record. NCBI's taxonomy places the organism in Eukaryota, Viridiplantae, Chlorophyta, Chlorophyceae, Sphaeropleales, Selenastraceae. The transcript is spliced from 6 exons. Gene Ontology annotation, biological process: microtubule-based movement. Gene Ontology annotation, cellular component: dynein complex. The coding region runs from base 1 to 645 and encodes 214 amino acids. Gene Ontology annotation, molecular function: dynein intermediate chain binding; dynein light intermediate chain binding; minus-end-directed microtubule motor activity.